This is a messenger RNA of Coniophora puteana RWD-64-598 SS2, 594 nucleotides long. RefSeq lists its product as uncharacterized. The transcript is spliced from 2 exons. Lineage: Eukaryota; Fungi; Basidiomycota; Agaricomycetes; Boletales; Coniophoraceae. The annotation marks the transcript as partial. The record is from RefSeq and is a predicted model, not a curated record.
ACAUUUGGACGGGGUACGAUUCGUAGAUUUCACAAGAAUGCGUGCGGGAUGAAACGACUCGCUGCGCGUGAUUUUGAAGAUUUGGUCCAGUGCGCCAUCCCAGUAUUUGAGUCGGUGUUUCCAGACAAAUCACACCGGAGAGUCAUUUCUGAUCUACUCUUUGAGCUCGCUACCUGGCAUGCUCUUGCCAAACUUCGUCUCCACACAGAUGAUACCCUCAAGGUGUUUGAUGUGUCAACUGCUGAAUUGGGCAGAUUAAUGCGCCAGUUUCAGCAUGAGGUUUGUCCCGAUUAUGACACCUGUGAAUUGCCUCCAGAAACUGCAGCUCGUGGUCGGAGAGAAACACGCCAGGGAGUACAUCAGGUAUCUGGCAAAAAGCGCAAGGUCUUGAACCUCAAGACGUACAAAUACCAUGCACUUGGUGAUUAUCCAGCAAUGGUCCGCCUUCUUGGAUCGGUUGACAACUACACAUCGCAGUUGGUGAGCUCAUAUCCCUAUUUUCAGUAUGUAUCAUGUACUGACCUUGGCUGUUCAGGGCGAGCAAGAGCAUCGCACAUCCAAAAGUCGUUAUCCUCACACCCCCAAAAAGCAUGA